Molecule: messenger RNA, 1432 nt
Organism: Ricinus communis (castor bean)
Lineage: Eukaryota; Viridiplantae; Streptophyta; Magnoliopsida; Malpighiales; Euphorbiaceae
Product: zinc finger protein CONSTANS-LIKE 16
Exons: 4
Coding region: 191-1042 (283 amino acids)
Biological process (GO): regulation of flower development
Cellular component (GO): nucleus
Molecular function (GO): protein binding
Source: RefSeq, a predicted model, not a curated record
GGCCUAAGAUAGUAGUACUACUGCCCAUUUGCUUGCAUUUUGGCUGCUCUGCUCUUUUUUUUUUUUGAGUGUUGCUUAUGCUCUGUUUUUGCUCUUGUUUCUCAAGAGGUCAUUUCUCUGUUUCUCAUAAACAACAUCAGAUUCUCUCUGGGUUCUCGGAAAACCGAGUGAUUGCUAUCAUCUUAUAGAAAUGUAUGCAGAUAGUGGACUUCUGUUUCCCUAUUUACAGAAUUUCUCUCCUGAUAUUCAGCAACUUGAAGAGUAUUACAACUACCAAAAGACCAAUGCUUUAAUGAGCAACAUGAUUCCAACCUCUACUAUAUCAGAAUAUGACCUGGGAGGAGAAGGGGAUCUAUUCAAGGCUCCAGAACCUAUCAUUGAAGAGCCACUUAUUGGCCUUGAUCCCAUGACAGCAGCCAUUUCAAUGAUCUCAUGCGGGGAAGAAGUCAUCUCCUCACAAGGACUGAAGGCGGCAGAUAUUGAAUCAAUCCAAACUGAGCCACUUCUGAGUGAGGUUUUCUAUGAGUGCAAGAAGGACCUUAUGGAAAAAGCAAACAUAGAAAUACCAGUUUCAGAGAUUCUGGACAUUAAGAUUCCUGUGGUGAGGACUGUUGAAAACCAGAUUCAAGGGAACAAUUACUUUUCUGAUGCACAAUUACCAAAAAGUGUCAGCUCAGGAUGCUUGAGCUCCUUGGAGUGGGUGCAUGGGGCUGCAGUGAAGCCGAAUUUUCUGGAAUUUUCAGGAAUGGAUCUUGGAGCUGCUUAUGGGAUGAGAAGAGCAUACAGCGAGGGAGAUAUAAAGACUCUUGGGAAUGAAAAUAUGAGCCUCAUCCAAUCUUCCCUUGACCGGCCAUUAAUUAUCAGCAGCUGCAUUGCCGAAGGUCGUAUGGAAAAGCUUUCGAGGUACAGGAAUAAGAAGACAAAGAGGAAUUUUGGCAGGAAAAUUAAGUAUGCUUGCAGGAAGGCUCUUGCAGACAGUCAACCAAGGGUCCGAGGAAGGUUUGCCAAGACUGAAGAUUCUGAUGUUUACAGGAGGCAAUGACUUUAAAGUAAUGCAGGAAUAACGGAACAGAAUGAAGUAGUUUAGUGCGAUGCAGUAAUGAAAGAAAUCAAUAGCAGCAUAAGUCCGAAGAGUACAUUUGAUGGAAGCUAAACAAGUGUUGUUAAAUAAUCCAGAACCCUCCCCAACUCUUGCACAGUAGAUGAUCUCUUAUUUGCUAUAAUAACCUCCUAAGUAGACGAAACUGGCUGACGUACAGUUGUACAUAGGGUUAUGUUGAAUAAGAAGAGGUAGCAGAAAGCACAAAAAUUGUACUUGUUCAUAUGUAUGUUGUGAAAUGGCUUUUGGUUGCAGUCUCUCUAGUGAUUCUCCUACCAUUUCUGAUCAUGUCACCGUAAUAUGCUGAAAAGAAAAUAAUGAUAUGUUGUUGCC